UUUCGACAAGUCUGAUAAUCUUUCAACUGUGUUUUAAAGCUGGAUUCCAGACAUAUAUGAUGAAGAAUUCACCACUCGUCAUCGUUUCUCUCUCUCGGUUUCGCUAGCUCCUUCUAAAGAGAGAAGAGUCCUUUCAUUUCUCUUCUGUGGAUAAACGAAACACACCAGAAAUGUCGAAGAUCCCACUUGAUAUAAUCACCGAUAUCCUAUGCAAACAACCCGUCAAGUCUGUCCUUCGUUUCAGAGCCAUUUCCAAAACAUGCUGCUCCUUCGUCGAUGGCCAAGACUUCAUCAAAAUGCAUCUUAACCAUUCGCUCCAAACCAAGUCCAAUCUCAGCCUCAUUCUCAAAGGUUUGCAUCUCUAUACUAUGGAAUUCGAUACACUGGAUACCCCACUUGAUCUCAACCACCCUUUGAACAUUGGUGGUGGAACCGAAGUUAUUGGUUCGUCUAACGGUUUGAUUGUUUUGCGAAACUCCGAACAAGAUCUUGCUUUGUAUAACCCUUCAACUAGAAAGUUAAAGAGACUUCCAGUUAGUGAAAUUGGGUUGCCAAGUGAUUCUUGUAGUCCUGGUUAUGUUUUUUAUGGGUUCGGACAGGACCCCAUUAAGGAUGACUAUAAAUUAUUGAGAAUGGUGCAGUUUAAAGAGAAUGAUCCUGAUGAAAUUGUGUCUUCUUCUUUUGGUUAUGAAGUUAAGGUUUAUAGUUUAAAGACGAAUUCAUGGAGAAAAAUUAGUAACUUGCCUAGAUAUUUACGUUAUUUGUUUCAAUUCUUUUACCAUCUUAUGUUUAGAAGAGGAUAUGGUGUUCUCGCUAGUGGUUCUUUACAUUGGGUCGCGCCUCGGAGGCAGGAGCUUGUUGAUGUGCCUAAUUUGAUUGUUGCUUUUGAUCUUGUGAAAGAGGAGUUUCGCGAAUUGUCACUGCCUGGUUAUGGUGAUGAAAGUGACAAUAUUAAUAAGAAUUUUCAAUUGGAUGUGGGAGUCUUGGAGGGGUCUCUAUGUGUUGUUUGUUACCGUGACCAAGUUUAUGCGGAUGUUUGGAUGAUGAAAGAGUAUGGGGUGAAGGAAUCUUGGACCAAGUUGUUUACUGUUAAAUGGCCUGGAACAAUGAAUUGUUUAGCAUUCUUGAGACCUUUGGCGUAUUCAAAAGAGGGUGAUAAGGUUCUUGUUGAAGUGAAUGGCGAAAAGCUGUUAUGGUAUGAUUUGGAAAAGAAAAGACUCAGGAGUGUGAGGAUCAAUGGCGGUCCAGAUUCAUUUGGAGCAGAAAUGUGUGUGGGAAGCCUUGUCCCUCUAAAUGAUGGAGAUAGUGAAAUCCAUGGAAUGAAGCAGAGGGAGAAAGAGGAAAAGAAGAAGAUUACAAAUAAGAAGAUCGGGGUUGAUUUCUUGUCAAAAGGGUUUAAGCUGGUUUUGUAAUCACCUGAGAAUAAGAGCACCUAAAGGGAAAGAAGCUGAGCUCUAAACCUUGUAUGAAAUUGUUUUUGGUGAAUUAUUCGCUAAUUGGUUACUUUUGGCUAAUGGUAUGUUGGGUGGAAACCAUAGACCAAAAUAUCAUAUUUAUUAGUACAUUAUGAUUA
Molecule: messenger RNA, 1573 nt
Organism: Pistacia vera
Lineage: Eukaryota; Viridiplantae; Streptophyta; Magnoliopsida; Sapindales; Anacardiaceae
Product: F-box protein CPR1-like
Exons: 2
Coding region: 171-1412 (413 amino acids)
Molecular function (GO): protein binding
Source: RefSeq, a predicted model, not a curated record